AUGACCGACUGGUUCGAUCAAUACUCCGCCGCUCUCGAUCUCCGCGAUGUCCGCGAGCAAGCUCACAAACCAUACAUAGAUGCCUACGCUCGCCUCGCAGACCGAAUGGCAGCCGCAGCCACCCAGCCUUUACCAUCCGCAAAUCCUACCACCUCCUCUCCAGCUCCACCCUCCCGCUCCACAACCCCAAGAUCAAAACCCAAAGACGACUCUCCUGCACUCGAACAGAACCCCCAAGACCUCAUCUCAGCUCUCCGCCACGACCUCUCAACAACCCAAAAAGCCCGCGCCCUUCUCGAAACCCGCGUUUCUGACCUCACCCAUUCCCUUUCCCAACUCCAACUCCAAUCCCGCCAAUCGACAUCCGAAAUCACCCUCUUGACAAAACAAAAACUAGAAACCGAACGAAAACUCCGCGAUGUCCAGGAAGAGAUUCGCGGGAAAGGAGACUUGGUCGAGAGAGCUCAGGAUGAAAUGGUAGCGCUGAGCCUACAAUUAAACAUGGCGGAGCAGAGGUCCGAGAAAUUGGUACGGGAGAAUAAAGAAUUGGUAGAGAGAUGGAUGAAGAGGAUGGGAGAGGAAGUCGAACGGGUUAAUCGGGAUUCGAAGUGGGAGUGA
This is a messenger RNA of Ramularia collo-cygni, 618 nucleotides long. Its product is annotated as related to Autophagy protein 16. Bases 1 to 618 code for a protein of 205 amino acids. NCBI's taxonomy places the organism in Eukaryota, Fungi, Ascomycota, Dothideomycetes, Mycosphaerellales, Mycosphaerellaceae. The record is from RefSeq and is a predicted model, not a curated record. The transcript is spliced from 2 exons.